Messenger RNA from Vanrija pseudolonga, 1038 nucleotides. RefSeq lists its product as uncharacterized. The coding region runs from base 1 to 1038 and encodes 345 amino acids. The record is from RefSeq and is a predicted model, not a curated record. The transcript has 3 exons. Lineage: Eukaryota; Fungi; Basidiomycota; Tremellomycetes; Trichosporonales; Trichosporonaceae.
AUGUCGCCCACCAUGUCGCUCUACCUCUUCCUCGCGGCCAUGUUCUACUCUUGUGCAGCCGGCACCAUAGUGGCGGCCCAUGUGGGCAUCAUCUUCGCCUUCGCGUGGUUCGGCUUUAUCCGUCCAGCAGGCAACCUCUGGCAUGGUCGACCCGGCGAUGCUCAAGGCAUUGCCUACGUCUCCAACGAGGUCGCACGGAACAAUAUUGCUGUCCUCGGUGGCGUCAUGGAGGGCUCUAUGGUGUCCGAGCGUGGGGUCCCACUUGGCCCGGACAACAUUGCCCUCAUCUUCCACGACAUGAUGUUCCCAAAGCCUGGCCGUCCUGCAAUCCACUCCGACCCCAGUUCUAUCUACCGUAUCUGCUUCAACGGCAACAGCCUUGGGGAUGGCGGCCUGCUCCUUGCGCUCAAGUUUGCGUCCAAGUUCCCCGGGCUCCACAUCCUCGAACUGCCAAACAACGGAAUUAAGCUGGCUUUUGGACAGGAGGAAAUGGAGCGAGUCCUGACCUACGUCAGGGAGUCGUCGAUCACCUCCCUCAACCUCUCCGGCAACGACUUUUCGAGCACCGUGUCCCUGCAGAAGUUCUCCUUGCUCCUCUCCGAGCUGGCGAACAAGCACUCCAUGCACGAGCUCGCCUUCAGCGGAUGCAACCUCGGAACCGAGCACUGCCGAGCACUCGCGAGCUUCAUCCUGUCCCCGGCCGCCCACCAACUCGAACUCCUCUUCCUCAAUGCAAACGACUUCUCCCUCGGAGACCAUGCGAUCUUGUUCCGUGCCGCCAAGCAAAACUUCUCGAUCCUCUCCUUCAGCAGUUGGGACGAGGAGGAGGUGUACAAGGUGGAGAACUACGAGGACCUCCUCAAGCACGAAGUCCCGGCCGAUCUCAAGAGGUCCCUGAGGUUUGGAGACGAGCUUUCGAUCUACUUCGACGCCAUUUGCUAUCGGAACGAACUCCUUCGUCAGGCCCAAGAGGCCGACAGCGAAGUCACCGACGACGAGUGGGAGACAGAUGGAGAGCGCGAGGAAUCUGUAGGAUAA